AUGCGAUCCAGUGUCCUUUCAUCUAUAGCCCUUGCUCUGCUUUCUCAGACAGCCAGGGCUGACACCACGCUUUCCAUCGACCCAAACUCCAACUGGGGAACCUGGGAAGGCUGGGGCGUAUCUCUCGCCUGGUGGGCAAAGGCCUUUGGCAACCGCGAUGAUCUAGCCAGUGUCUUCUUCAGCAGAAACAAUCAAGCCGUCAAUGGCCAGACUCUACCCGGCCUGGGCUUCAACAUUGCUCGAUACAACGCCGGCGCAUGCAGCAACAACAGCUACGACGGUGCCACCAUGGUGGUUUCGCCCAACAUUAAGCCAUCUCGACAAGUGGAUGGGUACUGGCUCGACUGGGCCAGCACCGACCCUUCGUCGUCGAGCUGGAACUGGAACGUCGAUGCCAAUCAGCGAGCAAUGCUGCAAAAGGCCAGAGCAAACGGGGCCAACAUCUUUGAGCUCUUCUCCAACUCCCCCAUGUGGUGGAUGUGCAAUAACCACAAUCCGUCGGGGAGCGGCGCAACCGACAACCUCCAGUCGUGGAACUACCAAAACCAUGCCGUUUACCUUGCCAACAUUGCUCAGCAUGCUAAACAGAGCUGGGGGAUCGAGUUCCAAUCAGUCGAGGCGUUCAACGAGCCGUCUUCCAGCUGGUGGACCGCUGACGGUACCCAAGAAGGUUGCCAUUUCGGUGUGUCGACCAUGGCCACAGUCAUCGGGUAUCUGAACACAGAGCUUUCAUCGCGUGGCUUGUCAUCGUUCGUGGCUUCGUCCGACGAGACCAGCUACGACUUGGCCAUUUCAACUUGGCAGGGCUUCAACAGCUCCGUCCGGAAUAUUGUGAAGCGCAUCAAUGUCCACGGUUACCAGGGCAGCGGUGGCCGGCGUGACACUCUCUACAGCCUUGCGAGCCAGGCUGGUAAGCGGCUUUGGAACAGCGAAUAUGGCGAUUCGGAUGCGAGUGGGAAGUCCAUGUAUCAAAACCUGCUCCUCGACUUUACCUGGCUCCAUCCCACUGCCUGGGUCUACUGGCAGGCCAUUGACGGCGCCGGCUGGGGACUCAUUGUGGGUGACAACGACCAGUUGACUCUCUCAUCGGCAAGCACCAAAUACUUUGUCCUUGCGCAACUCACCCGCCAUAUCAGACCGGGCAUGCAGAUCUUGUCUACCCCUGAUGACAAUACCGCCGUUGCUUACGACGCUGGUUCUCAGAAGCUUGUCAUUGUCGCCGCGAACUGGGGCAGUGCCCAGACCAUCACUUUCGAUCUCAGCCGUGCCAGAACUGCGGGCAGCAAUGGUGCAACAGUGCCACGAUGGAGCACACAGACAGGCGGGGGGGAUCAGUACAGGAGCUUCACGGACACGAAGAUUAACAAUGGGAGGUUCUCUGUGUCUUUUUCCAGUGGUCAAGUGCAGACCUUUGAAGUCAGCGGCGUUGUGCUGAAAUAG
This is a messenger RNA of Trichoderma reesei QM6a, 1440 nucleotides long. RefSeq names its product glycoside hydrolase family 5. Gene Ontology annotation, molecular function: hydrolase activity, hydrolyzing O-glycosyl compounds. NCBI's taxonomy places the organism in Eukaryota, Fungi, Ascomycota, Sordariomycetes, Hypocreales, Hypocreaceae. The transcript has a single exon. The record is from RefSeq and is a predicted model, not a curated record. The coding region runs from base 1 to 1440 and encodes 479 amino acids.